UUCGCAUCAGUCUCUAGCAGAAGUUAUCAGAAGCUAUGGUGUCGUAGUAGCUACUAGCUAGUAGCUACAAUGGACAUUCUGGUACACUGUUUUGGUGUAUCAUUUGUUGUAGGUUUACUAAUAGCAUUUUUGUUUAAACGCCGACAAAGAACGGAAAGUGUAUGUAUUAUUGUGCUAGGCGAUGUUGGAAGAAGUCCACGAAUGCAGUAUCAUGCUGCUUCUUUUGCAAAAGAACAAUAUGCAGUCGAAAUCGUUGGUUACAAAGGUUCACCACCUCUUGAAAAACUUCAAAAUGAUCCCAACGUUAAAAUUCACUAUUUACAUAGCUAUCCAGAUUUAAAACAGAAUUUUUCUAAGACUCUUGCUUAUACUGUAAAAGUUAUUUGGCAAUCUACUGAUCUUUUAUACACUCUACUCUUCAAAUGUUCUUCAAGCUUUUUACUUUUACAAAAUCCUCCUGCCAUUCCAACUAUUCCAAUUUGUUGGUUUUACUGUUUGAUUAGAAAAAUUGAAUUUGCCAUUGACUGGCACAAUUAUGCAUAUACUAUAAUGGCUUUAAGUUUGAGUGAAAAACAUCGUCUUGUAAAGUUAGCAACACUGAUUGAAUCAUUGUAUGGUACUAAAGCAAAACACAACUUUUGCGUAACUAAGGCAAUGCAAGAAGAUCUGAAGAAACGUUGGAAUAUUCAAGCACAAGUAUUGUAUGAUCGGCCGCCUGAAGAGUUUCAGCCAAUAUCUUUAGAAGAAAAACAUAAUUUUUUGUUGAAACUCAGCAAUGAUUAUAAAAUAUUGAAAGGGUCUGAAGAAACUUCUACUAUUAUUUCAAAACAACAACCAAGUGGAGAAAUAGAAUUAUACAAUAACAGACCUGCCUUAAUAGUUUCAAGUACCAGCUGGACAGAAGACGAAGAUUUUUCUAUUUUAUUAGAUGCAUUAAUUAAUUAUGAAACUGAAUGUGAAAAUAAUAAGAACAUCAAAUUGCCAGAUUUAUUUUGUGCUAUAACUGGUAAAGGUCCCUUGAAGGAAUUUUAUCAAGCUAUAAUUAAAAAUAAAAAAUGGAAACAUGUUAAAAUUAUCACACCUUGGUUAGAAAACAGAGAUUAUCCUAAAUUAUUAGCUAGUGCUGAUUUAGGUGUGUGUCUUCACACAUCUUCAAGUGGUCUAGAUUUACCUAUGAAAAUAGUAGAUAUGUUUGGAUGUGGAUUACCAGUAUGUGCUUACAACUUUAAAUGUUUACAUGAGCUUGUCAGACAUAAUGAAAAUAGUUUAGUUUUUUCUGAUGUUAACCAAUUAAGUGAUCAACUGAUAUCAUGGUUUAAAAAUUUUCCUAAUGAUGCCGAGCAGCAAGAAACAAACAAAAAAUUUAAAAAAGAACUGUCUGUUUUUCAACAAAAUCGAUGGCAUGAUAACUGGAGACAAACAGUAUUACCUUGUUUUGAGUGCUAGUAAUAUCACUUUGUUAAUUCCAUCGAAUAGUUUAUUUUUUUAUUAUUUACUGAAAACAUUGUGUAUUUGAAGAUGUAAUUGCAUAUCAUUGUUUUGCUUUUUACAAUUUUGAAAAGCAUUUGAUCGUGCCAAUAUUUUUUCAUAUAUUUCUGCAAUUGUAAAUGAAUUACUAUUAGUGAUAUUUAAAACAAUAAUUAUAUUGUUAUAUAUAUGUAUACUAAUAGUAGUUAUAUUAAAAAUACGAUUGAGAAAUAUAAGUGAGAGCAAGUAUGUGAUAAAUAUUUUGUAUAUACAAAAUAUUUG
Messenger RNA from Phymastichus coffea, 1749 nucleotides. It is a transcript of the gene Alg1, whose product is annotated as chitobiosyldiphosphodolichol beta-mannosyltransferase. Gene Ontology annotation, cellular component: endoplasmic reticulum. Gene Ontology annotation, molecular function: mannosyltransferase activity. The transcript has 6 exons. The record is from RefSeq and is a predicted model, not a curated record. Bases 70 to 1446 code for a protein of 458 amino acids. Lineage: Eukaryota; Metazoa; Arthropoda; Insecta; Hymenoptera; Eulophidae.